AUGGCAAAGAUUAAAACACCAACUUUAUUAGUACAUGGACAUGCUGCUAGUGGAAUUUUUUAUCAUAGAGAUUUUGAACAACUAUCACAAAAUUUCCAAAAAUUAUAUGCUAUUGAUUUCCCAGAUAUUGGUCUAUCCGACCGUAAACCGUUAAAGAUAGAACCGACAACAACUACAACCUCUAUAAAGAAAUUAGAAAAUGGUGACUUACAAUAUUCAAUAAUUCAAGAUAAUGCCAAAAUUGCAAAAUCAAUAAAUAAAGUGGAAGACUACUACAUAGAAUCAAUGGAACAAUGGCGUCAAGAACACAACUUUUCUCAAAUGAACAUAGUGGCUCAUUCAUUCGGUGGGUAUAUCUCUUUUAAAUACUGUUUGAAAUAUCCACAACAUGUUAAGAAAUUGAUCCUAGUUUCACCAGGUGGUGUUGAACGCAGUAUUUUUUCAAUUCAUAAUUCACAAACCAAAGGAAUAGUUAUACCUGAUCCAAGCUCUUCACAUUAUUAUAGAAAUCCAUUUUUACCUCCAAUAGUUACAAAAUAUGGUUUCAAAUUAUUGAAAAUGUUGGGUCCUUUAGGGAUUAGAUUGAUUUCAAAAUAUUUAAGUAUAAGAUUCAGUAGAGGUGUUAAACCAGGUCAUGAAGAACAAGUUAAAGAUUUAUUACAAUAUACUAUGAAUCUUUUCUAUCAAGAUAAUAAUUCAUUUGAUGCUUUGAAAGUUUUACUUAAUGCUCAAUUAUUAGCGCCUAGUCCAAUUCUAGAUAAUUUGAAUCAGCUAAAGAACCCUGUUUAUUUUAUGUAUGGUCAGCAUGAUUGGAUGAAUUCAAAUGCAGGACUAGCUGCUACAAAUGAAUUACAAAGAGUUUAUAAAAGUGCCAAAUUUGGUAUAAUUAAAGAUGCUGGUCAUAAUGUGUUCCUAGACAAUCCUGACGAUUUCGAUAAAGAAGUUAUAAACUACUUACGAGAGGAAUAG
Messenger RNA from Hansenula anomala, 969 nucleotides. RefSeq lists its product as uncharacterized. The transcript has a single exon. Gene Ontology annotation, cellular component: mitochondrial inner membrane. Gene Ontology annotation, biological process: cardiolipin acyl-chain remodeling. Lineage: Eukaryota; Fungi; Ascomycota; Saccharomycetes; Phaffomycetales; Wickerhamomycetaceae. The record is from RefSeq and is a predicted model, not a curated record. Gene Ontology annotation, molecular function: A2-type glycerophospholipase activity. The coding region runs from base 1 to 969 and encodes 322 amino acids.